Molecule: messenger RNA, 1137 nt
Organism: Asterias rubens (European starfish)
Lineage: Eukaryota; Metazoa; Echinodermata; Asteroidea; Forcipulatida; Asteriidae
Exons: 5
Coding region: 92-727 (211 amino acids)
Source: RefSeq, a predicted model, not a curated record
UUGAGUUACUGACGAUCGUGUCUAAUUUUGGACUGGAAAAUAACCCCGUAAGGUCACAGUUUCAACAUGAUUCCGUGAAGUUUCACUCAGGAUGAGGGACCAAGGAGACUUCAAAUCUGUGAAGCGGUUCGGCUACACAGGUUCAAAGACAACUAAAAGCAACACAAGGAAUGACGAAUGGGAUACAAUAGCCUUAGCAAAACCAAUAACAGAAACCAAAGAGCUCAGUGUGCUGAACGACACGUGGAGCAUCCGCAAGAAUGUCUCACUGGAAGGAGGUCUGUUAAAACCAGAGGGGAACACGGUUCAGGCUCCCCCCUCUGGGUCGGGGUUCUACUCCCGCCACGGCCAACACAACUCACUAAAAUCAUUUGAGGAGUUGAGAUCAACACCCGGUUUCAACUCCACGGGGCAAGCUGGUACUACAAAAAGCUUCUCGCUGAAUCAACAGAGGGCGGGCUACUCGUAUUCCCAGCCGGAGGCGGUCAACACCGGUACCUCGUUCCCGAUGCUGACUUCGUCUAGUGUAGGAGGGAAUCAUAAUCUCAGUAGAUAUGGAGAAACAACUCACGGAGGAUCAAACCCAGGGAGGAUCCCAGGGGGAGGAGUGGGUAAAGCAGCACAAUUAGGCAUGAAUAAACCGGGUCAAUUCGGCAACAGUUCCUCACAGCUCAGCAGUAACCGAACCUCAUCAUCCGGAAGCGGGAAACAGUGGCCGAGUUUCUGACAGCAGCUUGAAAAGUUUGAAAGUCUAAAAAGUAUUUGGCGCUGUGAGAUAGUGUUAUGAAAAUCGCUUGAUUCAGAGAUUUGCAAUGAGUGAUUUGCAACAAUAUAGCCCCUGUUAUUAUUUUUGUUUUCACCUGUAAUUUGCUAGCUUAAUGCGUUGCUGGCCUAAUUUUAUGGUGGCUUGAUAUGAUGUAUCCUUGGGGCCAUUCAGAAUUGUCAAUGUUUAAAAUUGUGGGUGAGUGGGCCAAAAGAAAUGACCGAAAAUCAAGAUUCAGUUUCUAGUUAAUUCUUUUUAAAAUAUCUGGUUCAAUUGAGGCAUUACUUCUGUCUUCAGAGUACAGAUUUAAAGGGUCUAUGUAACUUUUGUAGGACAAAAAACACAAUGUCCACAGAUUUACACUAAACUUACAC